Messenger RNA from Xenopus tropicalis (tropical clawed frog), 5650 nucleotides. It is a transcript of the gene pcdha13, whose product is annotated as protocadherin alpha 13. Gene Ontology annotation, biological process: homophilic cell-cell adhesion; cell adhesion. Gene Ontology annotation, molecular function: calcium ion binding. The coding region runs from base 554 to 3430 and encodes 958 amino acids. The transcript has 4 exons. The record is from RefSeq and is a predicted model, not a curated record. Gene Ontology annotation, cellular component: membrane; plasma membrane. Lineage: Eukaryota; Metazoa; Chordata; Amphibia; Anura; Pipidae.
UUUUAAUGCCCGCUUUAAUGUCUUCUGUGAGUUAAUUAACCCUCUCCCUCCCUGCCCGGUACAACCCGUUUGUACUACACGCCUCCCCGGCGUCUGAUUAAAACAAAGCACAUUGUUCCAUAGUCAGUGCCACUUAUUAACUGAUUCUUUCAAACUCUUUCACCCCGAGCGUCUUUGUGGCCCCUGGAUCUUCAGAACCUCUCCCUCCCGGUCUCGUCCUCUAAAGGGUUAAACCAGAACAGCUGUAAAUAGCAGGUCUUGUCCAGCGAUCCAGGAGGAGUGAUGUGAAUUUGGCCCCCUCCUUCCCCAGCCCCUGCUAAAAUGAGCCUAGUUGGGGAGGAGGGCUGGCUGCUUGGGGAGGGGGAGUGUGAGUAGAAAGUACGGGGAAGGAGCACAAGUCCUGGCAGCUGGAUGCUCACGUUUAGAUCGCAGCGAGCUCCCUACUUGCCCUGCUGGAUUAGCGGCUGCAGGAGAGCGAUCCCAACCGGCAACGCAGCGUUUUACCCCGGAGAUCGCUCCAGUUCCAGCGCUCGGCGUUCCCCCAGCAUCUGAGAUGUUCCUGUGUGGGGUUUGGGGCAGAAGGCAGGACCUCGGACAGCUCCUCCUGGUUCUGCUCACUUGCUGCCCGGCUUGGGCUUCCAGCCAGAUCCGCUACUCGGUGCCCGAAGAGCUGGAACACGGAGCGUUCGUGGGGAACAUCGCGGAGGACUUGGGGCUGGACAUCUCCAAGCUGUCUCCCCGGCGCUUCCGAAUCGUGUCCGGCACCAGCAAGCAGCACCUGGAGGUCAACCUGGAGAAUGGGAUCCUGUUCGUCAACGAGAAGAUCGACAGGGAGGAAGUUUGCGAGCUGCAGCCCGUGUGUUCCCUCCAUCUGCAGGUGGUGUUGGAGAACCCCCUGGAGCUGUACCGGGUGGAGGUGGAGGUGCUGGAUAUCAAUGACAACGCUCCGAGCUUCCCUUGGCACGACUAUGUGCUGGAAGUGACCGAGUCGGCUGCGCCCGGUGCCCGCUUCCCUCUGGAGAGCGCCCAGGACCCAGACGUUGGCACCAACUCUCUAAGGACUUACAAACUCAGCCCCAAUGGCUUCUUCUCCCUGGAAGUGCAGAGCAGGAGCGACGGCAGCAAAUUCGCCGAGCUUGUCCUGGAGAGACCUCUGGACAGGGAGCAGCAGAAGACCCACAGGGUUCUCCUUACUGCCAUGGACGGGGGGUUGCCCGAGAGGUCUGGCACCGCUUUGGUGACUGUCAGUGUGCUGGAUGCCAAUGAUAACGUACCCACAUUUGACCAGUCUUUCUAUCGGGUGAGUCUGUAUGAAAACGUUCCAAAGGGGACCUUGGUGAUCAAGCUGAAUGCCACCGACCUGGACGAGGGCACCAAUGGGGAGAUCGAAUACUCCUUCAGCGGCCAUGCACCUCAGAAGGUGAGGGACCUGUUCCUGGUGGAGCCCCGGAGCGGGCAGGUAAGGGUGAAGGGGGUUCUGGAUUACGAGAAGUCCAACCUAUACGAGCUGUAUGUUCAGGCCAAGGACAGGGGCCCCUCGGCGGUAGCGGUGCACUGCAGGGUCCUAGUUAACCUGUUGGAUGUCAAUGACAAUGCCCCAGAGAUCAUCCUCACCUCCGUGUCCACCCCGGUUAUGGAAGAUGCCUCCCCGGGGACUGUCAUUGCUGUCAUCAGCGUCAUGGACAGGGACUCAGGGGACAACGGGGAGGUCAACUGCGAGAUCCCCCAGAACGUCCCCUUCCAGCUGCACUCGUCCUACAAGAACUACUACACCCUGGUGACUACCGAGCUGCUGGACCGGGAGGUGCUGUCCGAGUACAACAUCACUAUCAGUGCCCGGGACUUCGGCUCCCCCCCGCUCCUCACCAAGAAAGUCAUUAAUGUGCAAGUGACCGAUAUUAACGAUAACACCCCCACCUUCCUGCAGCCCUCCUAUACCGUGUAUGUGCUGGAGAAUAACCCCCCGGGGGCCUCCAUUUGCUCGGUCACCGCCUUGGACCCUGACUGCAAGCAGAAUGCCUAUUUGUCUUAUUCCAUUAUGGAGGGGCAGAUUCAGGGGAUGCCGGUGUCCACCUAUGUGUCCAUUAACUCGGACAGCGGCAACAUCUACGCGCUGCGCUCCUUUGACUACGAGCAGAUCAGGAACUUCCAGAUCAGGGUUCAAGCCCAGGACGCCGGCUUCCCGCCUUUGAGCAGCAAUGUCACCAUCAAUGUGUUUAUUCUGGAUCAGAAUGACAAUGCCCCUGUGGUUGUGUCCCCCUUGCCCAAGAAUGGCACCGUGGCCACCGAUGUGAUCCCUAGAUCGGCAGACCCGGGCUACCUGAUUGGCAAAAUCGCAGCCACGGAUGCCGACUCUGGGCAGAACUCGCGUCUGUCCUACCAGAUCAUCCAAGCCACUGACUCUACGCUCUUUAGCAUUGCAUUGUACACAGGGGAGCUAAGGACUAUCCGUGUCAUAACGGACCGAGAUGCCACCAAGCACAGGCUGCUCAUCCAGAUCAGAGACAAUGGGCAGCCUGCCCUCUCUACUUCGGUUUCCAUAGUCCUCACUGUGGUAGACAGCAUGCCAGAGAGCCACUCUGAAUUUAACGAUGUGCCUUUAAAUUCAGACCCUGCCACAUCCUCCCUCACUCUGUAUUUAAUAGUGUCCCUUGGCUCCGUGUCCUUCACUUUCCUGGUGGCUAUAAUUGUCCUCACCGUCAUUAAAUGUCACAAAGACAGGCUCUCCCUGCAGGAUUACAAGUGUUCCCUCCCUACCUGUUGCUGCAUGAGAUCUGAAUCGUCUGGAGGGGUCUUUAAAAACUCAAAUAUCAACUUACAGAUCUCCUCUGGGAAUAAAGUGCAGACCAACUGCAUGGAGACAACAGGUAGUGCGCCUCCAAAUUAUUGUUACAAGGUGUGUCUGACCCCGGAAUCGGCCAAAAGCGACUUCAUGUUCCUAAAACCCUAUAACUCCAGCACACAAAACAAUGAAAAGCUUCCCGAAAAGGUGGCCCCUGGCAGGACUGGGCAUGCAGUUAACAAAGCAGUCAACGAGAUCAAACUUCCCAAUACCGACUGGUCCCCUCAAAAGGAGCAGAAGCCAAGCCUGAAAAGUUCUCAGAGUCUUGAAGACCUUGGGACUCGAAAGGGUUCAAAAAAAGACCACGACAGACUACGUACACUAGUUUCCCCUGUCACUGAUAUAAAAAAGAAGACCUCAGAAUCAAAUGGAGUGUGGAGCCCUAAGUAUGGCCUACAGUUCCAACAACAUGUGCCAAGCCUGGACUAUCAGCAUAAUGUUUAUAUUCCUGGGACACCUACGUUACUGGCCAACAAACAAGGCGUGUUUGAGGAGAAAAACAGUUUUUCCACUUUUGGAAAGAAGAGAAGAAUGUCGUGUUAUGGGGAAGUACGGGAUGAUAUGAUGAUCAACAAUGACUUGAAAUGAACAGGGAUCUAAUGGCAAGAGAUGAAACACUUUGGUUGGACAACUAAGAACCUCCAUGGUUAAAAAGCCUGUGUUACAGCUUGCUGGGAACCCUGUCUGAACUCUUCUCCCGGACGUCGGCAUUGUGUGAUGAGCUUGAAAAGCGCACACUGUGACAGGCCGCAAUCUAUAACGUGCAAUAGAAAAGGAUAUCUGAAAUUAACUUGAGCACUUGAAAUUAAAGUACUUUCGAUAAAAUAAUGAAUGGGGCCAAAAAAAAAACCACCUAGAAGACAAUAAUAAGAAAAAAAAAAUAAAUGCUAGGGAACUGGUGUGCUGAGUUAAUAGGCAGGAUGCAAUUUCACGUGGUGAAACAGUUUCAAUGUGGGUGAGAAUGAAAGAAUUGUCUGUGUGUAAAAAGCAAUUUUCUCCAUCUGCAGUCAACCGCAAGACUUUCUUGAAGACUGAUGUGAAUGAGGAGGCAUCCAUUCUGAAAUGUCAUUUCUACUUGUAGCCGUUGGCGAUUUUCAUUUAGUGACAGCUCUGUCCUUCAUUGUUAAUAUGUGAAUGUACUCAGUGGAACUAUAUAUAUAUAUAUAUUUUUGUUAGUGCUGUCUGUUGUGUACGCGUUCUGCAGAUGGAGAAGAUCUGCCUAGCAAUCUAUACCUCUGGAAUGAGUGAAAGAUUCUUAAUACGAUUACCUGUCGGCGCAUCUGCGUGGAUGUGUAUAUAUCUCUCAUUUUUAACUCGGUGACAUUUUUAACUAACACUUGUGUUGAAGAGAACUGUACUCACUGUGAUGUUCAAGUUAAUAUGCAAAAAUAUUUUAUCCGUUAGAAAAUAGCAAAAUAUUCUGAAACAAACGUAUGUUAUAAAUACCAAAAACAGAGGCCAAAAUACUAUAAAUAUUAAGCGCGUGGUGAGAAAUAAGAGGUGAGUUCAACCAGCAAAGCUUGCAAUCUCACUAGCAAUGAGGGCAUGGCGCCACCAGAACAGAUAGAGAACGUGGAUCUCUAAUGGACUGCAGUUAGAAUGGAGGGAGUCCAGGGCAUAAAACGAUCCAAGAAACCUACUGAAACCAGCAGUUCUCCAGGUAUUGGGGUUCUACAUUUUUCAGCUGCUGGAGAGACCGGCAUUUGUAGAUGUGCAGCAGCUUUAGGUCCACUGGUUGGAUUUUUAAUAAAAACAGUAGUUGUGUACUGUAUAUGGCCAUAAACAUAGAAGAAGGACGGGCAUUUUAAGCAAUUGGGAAACUCAUGGCAAAUGAUGGGACUGUUUUCAGAUUAUGUAAUAAAAAAGCACUAAGUUUGCCCAAUCAAUAGGCAGAAUUUUGUUGGUCACCUGUUUAAAACAUCUUAUUGGUUGCUAUGGGUUACUGCUCUUGGGCAAAGUUAGUGCCUUUUAUUACAUAUUGGGAAUAGUCUUUUGCUCUGGAAUAUGAUGGCCAUUAUUAUUAUUAUUAUUAUUAUUAAAAAGCGUACAGGAAUUAGACGGAGAACAGGAUGAUACGUGCAUUCAGCUCAAAAGCAUAACAGCGAUGUUGCAUUGACUGCAAACUGAUAUUCAGUUUGAUUCCAUCCUAUGGAAGCAGUUUCCUAUUAACUACUUACUGUCAAGCCUGUCAGUGUCAGGGCUAUAGCCAUAUUAAUAGAAUGUUAAUACAGUCAGGCAUAUGUAUUUACACCAGUGCAGUAGCAAUCAGAAAUUUGUUUUUGUAUGUGUAAUCAUGCAACACCGCUCAAUCUUAACUGCUUAUUGGUUGCUACAGGAUACAGCAUACCUCCCAGAAUUCCCAGUAUAAAAAUCAAGAUAUUCUUGGUUACACCUGGAAUUUGCAACGCCAUACCUGAUCCUCUCAGUAACACCCAUAUCUGUCAUUACCUUAUGCCUCUGUGAUAUACUACAUUCCAUCCCUAUACCCUUGUGAUAGGCUACAGCCUAUUCUCCCUUAUGGCCCUGGUAACUGAGAUUGUACCACUAAGGGCUAAGGCAGACCAGUCAGUUUGACCACUUAGGUGCUCUCUGUGAGAUCUUUAGUGCUCAAAAUGUCCUUUCUCUCCAGUCACAGCUUAACUUUCAAAGGAAGAGGAAAUGGUUUCUUCCUAGUGUUGGUCAGCAAUGACCAAAGUAAGUUGUACGCAAUGAGUAGUCCCUGCCCAUCACUGCAGGGGUCUGCCAUCUAUCUAUCUAUGGAUCUAUCAUCUAUCUAUCUAUCUAUCCAUCCAUCCAUCUAUCUACCUA